CAGCUUCUUAUUUGGUGGAAUGGUCAUGUGAGAAACUCUGACAUUUGGAUAGAUUUUGAAGAUGGUGAAACCACUAUGUUGAAAAUUGAGUCGAGCUUCACAUGGCAAGAACUUCGUGACAUUUUGGCAUACAGGAUUUGUAUGGGCGGACAAAUGAGAGUUGGUCAAAUUACUUACUGGUAUCCGGACAUGAGUGAUGUCGGGGUUAUGUACCAAGAAGUUGUCAUAAAUGAUGAUAACACCAUUACCAUGAUGUUACAGUUCCUAGCUGACAACGGAAUGCUGCUUGCAAAGGUGUAUGUUGAGACCGAGUCGGUCGGUGAAACUCAGUCUCACUAGUAUUCUUAUGAUGAUAGUUUUGUAGGAGGGUACGGAUGGGUGGUAGUUCAAACAACUACGACGGAGGUAGUUAUGCAGGAGGGGUGCCAUGGCAAGAAUACCCGCAACGUGUUGAGCCUGCCCCAUUCAUUGAGAACGACGACGUUCAAGGGCCUGCUUGGGGGCCAGAGUGGGCCAACAUAGAAAACACCAUUCGAUAUGGCCGUACUUCGCAUGAGCGAGAAGACGUUGUUGGUGGUGCUAGUCACGAUGAUGCUCCUGGCCCGAGCUAUCCAUUUGGCUCCACCGACAAGGAAAGUGAGGAAGACUUUAUAUCAGUUGGCAGGAGGAAGAUACAGACAAUAUCGAUGACGACGAGGUGACAUUCCGUGAGCCACCAACGCUAUACUACACAAAGUUUCCCUCUCACUUUUUAUAUGUUCAGAACGAUGCCCCUGACUUUUUCUCUAUGUCAGUGUAUAAUCUGACAGCCAAUUUAGAGGUGGGUAUGGCGUUCACUUUGAAAGACGCUGUUCAAGAUGCUUUUAGCAAAGAAGCCAUGCGGCGCAAUUUCCAGUAGAAGUUAAAAUAUUUUGACGGUAAACAAGUGCAUGUCAUAUGCAAGAAUGCUGAAAAGACCUGUACGUGGAAACUGCGGGCUGCAAAUAUGAAGCGAAAGGGUGCCUGGGUCAUUCGAAAAGCAGAGAACAACCACAGCUGCUCCUCGUCCAUACUUUCACAAGAUCACCGUCAAUUGAAAGCAAAAAAAAGUGGGGAGAACCAUCAAGCAUUUGAUUGAGGCCAAACUAGAUAUCGAGAUCAAAGCUAUCAUGGCCUAGGUGAAGGAUCGACAUACGUACACGAUCAGGUACAAAACGGCAUGUCAUGGAAAGAAGAAGGCCAUGGCUGAGGUGUAUGGUGAUUGGGACGAUUCAUAGGCUUUACUCCCUAAACUAAUCGCCGCAAAUGGAGGAGUCCAACCCUGGCACUGUUUUCGUGUCGUUGUACAACAAUGUACAAACUGAAGAUCAAGUUCGAGUAUAGAAUGAGUUGAUGUUUCACCGUCUAUUUUGGGCAUUCAAGCCUUGCAUUGAUGGGUUUGCCUCCUGCAUUCCCGUGAUCCGGCUAUAUUUCAUACUAAUUACUGUUAUUCUAGUUCAUUUUUAAACUAGGUAAAAUUUAUACUAAUUAAAAUUAUUUUUAACUAGUUGACGGAACUUCCCUUACUGCGAAGUACAGAGGAACUAUUCUCAUUGCAACUGGCGUUGAUGGAAAUUUAUGGAUUUUCCCUCUGGCAUUUGCAUUAGUGGAAGGGGAGAACAACGUAAAGUUGGGCAUAGUUAUUUGACCAACUACACAGGCACGUCACACAGCGGCAGGGUAUUACGACUAUAUCUGAUCGAUAUGCUGGAAUUAGGAACGCCGCGGGUAGUUUUCCCGGUGAAUGUGGAUGGAUAAGGCGAUGGUGUUUUCGACGAUUUCUAGCCAAUUUCCAGCACAAAUUUGGGAAGAAAGACAUAAGAGAUCAAUUGUGGAAUGCAUGUACUUGAUGUACUAUUGUGCGGGUUAAUUACUCGUUGUUCGUAUUUAAUUUCUCAUGUAUCAGUUAGUUAUUUUUUCACCUUGAAACGGUUGCACACCAACCCAAAAAAUACGAGCAGAAGAUGAAGACGAUCGGUUAGGUACAUCGGGUCCAGGCAGUAUGGGCUGAAGGUCAAGAUUUGCACAUGUGGACCUUCCAUAUGGACAAUGGGGCUAGAUUCGGCAUUUAAACUACCAGCCAUGGCGAAAGUAUAAAUGAAGUAUACAAGGGUGACAUUCAUUUCCCCCUGGGGAAAAUGGAACGUUUGUACCUCGGGGCACCAUUGCUCUGGCAUUGUCGUCAGGCGUCAACAGAUUGUUGUCGAUCUCAAUACGCAUGAAAUCCCUCACCAUAUCCAAACCCGUCCUCUCAAGAUACAGCAAGAGUCGAGGAUGCCAAGAAGGCAAGCGUGUUGUCCCUCUAGGAAUGUCGGGAACAAGUGAUUCUAAAAAAAAAACACCCCCAAACACAAAAGAUGUUAGUCAAAGGAAACCAACAUACUAAAUUAAAUAAAACUAAGCGUGAUAUAAAUAUAAAUUAACUCAAACUAAGCAUGAAAUAAAUCUAAAUUAAAUAAACUAUGCGUGAAUUUAAUCUACAUUAAAUAAAGCAAAACAUGAAAUAAAUAUGAAUUAAUUAAAACUAAGCAUGAAAUAAAUUAAAAUGAAAUACUAAGCGUGAA
Linum trigynum is the source of this 2582-nucleotide messenger RNA. The record is from the annotation of a GenBank genome assembly. Lineage: Eukaryota; Viridiplantae; Streptophyta; Magnoliopsida; Malpighiales; Linaceae.